Messenger RNA from Symbiodinium pilosum, 1026 nucleotides. The record is from the annotation of a GenBank genome assembly. NCBI's taxonomy places the organism in Eukaryota, Dinophyceae, Suessiales, Symbiodiniaceae.
AUGGCUUCUGCUAGUGCGGUUGCCACGCAGCGGCGGUUUGCGCUGUCCUCGCUCUUGAGGAGGCUUAGAACCACAUCUUCUCGAACAAUAUGGGCAAUGGUUGCCGGUGGAAUUAUCGCCAUGUUCCUCAGGUACCUGCAGGACCUCUACCGGAGGUUCUACAGACAGGAGGCUGAGUCACUGUGGCGUAGACACGUGGACCUGAGUGUUGUUCAGGCUGUCCUUCUCACGACCGAGCAUCUGAAAUCAUUGGGCCGCGUGGAGAAGCGCACGCUGUUCGUGAAGCCCAUUUCAGAAGUCUUCAAGAAUGAGUUUGUGUUGGCCAACGUACUUAGCACGGCCGAAAAGGCUGUGGCCAAGAACGAGCCAUUUCUAGUCACACAGAUGUCGCAGGAGGACAAGUGGCAUGUGCUCACUACGUGCACCAACCAUCUGAGCUCCUGUUUUGCACCAUAUCAUGUAUUCUUCAAUGAGGCUCGCCGCGUGGAGUCCUAUUAUCAGAGUGCCUGGUAUGUCUUUACCUUGACAUGUGCUCAGACCGAAGCUUCGGGGCGAUGGUUCAUCACACCCCUGAAGCCCGUGGGCAAAGACGACGUCGGCAUGCUCCGCAUCCGCAUCGUUAUGAUGAACGAGCAGGAGCUCCGGGAGAUCGCCUCGGGUGCCAUCGAGCCUCCAAGCUUCGGCUUCUUCAACGGGCGCCAUGAGAGCCGAUGGAAUACCUGCCAACGUUUUGCGGAGCUCUUCGAGCGGCAGUUGUCCAGGGUCAGUGGUCAAAGUGAUGUAGGGGAUGCAGAGUGGGGCCCGAACCUAUGCGGCAGACUUUCGCAGUCGCAUAAGAAGAAGGCGGCCAGUAACCCUUUGUUAGCGGCGCAGGGCGACACAACGUCGCCACACUACCAAGCUGAUGAGAACUGCAUCCUGCGAAUUCACGUGCCGUUCCCCGCGGGCCGUGCUGUAAUGGAGAAGUCGGACUCGCAGAGACGCCUGGAAGAGUGUGUCUCGAAGGAUGUUGUGCUGUUUGAGUAG